CGGCGUCUGCGCGGCGGGGGCGGAGCCGCCCGGGAAGGUCGCGCCUGGGGGCGGGGGCGGGGGCGGGGGCGGCCGGCACCGCCCAGGACAUGCGUCGCGGGCGCCAUGGACCCCAGGCAGGGGUGUUCACUGACCAGAUCCUGCCCCCAGAGCCUCCGAGGCCAUGAGCACAGCAGGCCCCGACAGCAGCAGCCAGGGCCUGGCUCGUCCCCGAAUCUCUUCCGGCUCCAGCAAGUAGAGUUCCUCAAGGGGCUGCUCCCUGCAGCCCCCCUAACUGGAAAGCAGACGCCAUCACUGCCACGGCUGGUCUCCGAACUCGGGCCGAGGUUUCCAGGACUGCCUGCCAGGAGCAGGGAGCUGGGGUCCUGGGGUGUCCCCGCAGGUGUGCCUCCCAGACAUCAGGUGCUCCCGAGGGCGUGCCCGCGCCCCCCCCAGCGCGGCCGCGCUCUGCCGUGGCGAGGUGUGGAUAGGCUGUCCUCGCGCCUCCAGGAGCUUGGUAUCCGCCAGGGCCAGGACGAGAGAGUCUCGGAGCUCGUCCUGCAGCAGCUUGGGGAAGCGACGGCCGCCACGGCCCAUGAUCUGGCUGGGAGGCUUGGAGUCCCGAAGAAGGAAGUCAAUCGAGUUCUGUAUUCUCUGGAGAAGAAGGGUCAGCUGUGUCGGGAGGCGGGAACACCCCCUCUGUGGAGAGUCGCCGCUCAGGCCGGGAGCCGGCACAGCCCGGUAGCCAGCGCCCACGGCCGCAGCUGGGACGUGUCCACCUUGAACCCCGGUUUGGAAGCUGAAGCCGGAAGCUCCGAGCCUGGCUUGGAAGGUCCUCCCGAGCCUCUGGACAUGGCCGAGAUCAGGGAGAAGGUCUGUGACUUCCUGUUCAACGUGUGUGGCGCCUCUGCCCUGAAUGUGGCAAAGAACAUCGGCCUCAGCAGGGCGCGGGACGUCAACGCCGUGCUCGUCGACCUGGAGCGGCAGGGCGACGUGUACCGGCUGGGCGCCACGCCCCCCGUGUGGCACCUGACCGACAAGAAGCGGGAGCGCGUCCAGAUGAAGAGAAACGCGGCCGCCGUCCCCGAUACCACAGGCGACGCGGCACCCCCCUCCCAUCCCCCGGCCGCACCGGACGCCUCCGAGAGUGUCGCAGCCGCCGCGGUGCGGAACGGGCAGGAGCCGGUCCUGAAGCUGGAGAGCAGGCAGGAGGCGGCGCCGGAGCCGGUGAGGCCGAAGCCGCCGGCGCACGACAACGGCCCCACGAGGACAGGCUACGUGGACUUCGAGAACGGCCAGUGGGCCACGGACGACAUCCCGGACGACCUGAACAGCAUCCGCGCCGCGCCGGGCGAGUUCCGCGCCAUCAUGGAGAUGCCCUCCUUCUACAGCCACGGCUGGCCGCGGUGCUCCCCCUACAAGAAGCUGACCGAGUGUCAGCUGAAGAACCCCAUCAGCGGGCUGCUCGAGUACGCCCAGUUCGCCAGCCAGACCUGCGAGUUCAACCUGCUGGAGCAGAGCGGGCCACCACACGAGCCUCGAUUUAAAUUCCAAGUCAUCAUUGGUGGCCGAGAAUUCCCCCCGGCGGAAGCCGGCAGCAAGAAGGUGGCCAAGCAGGAUGCGGCCCUCAAAGCCAUGACCAUCCUGCUCGAGGAAGCAAAAGCCAAGGACGGGGGACGACCAGAAGAGCCCUACGACGGCUCCACAGAGAAGGGGUCAGAGAAGUCGGCAGAGUCCCAGCCCAGCACCCCUUCCGCCGCAGCCUUGUUUUCGGGGAAGAACCCGGUCACCACCUUGCUGGAGUGUGUGCACAAGCUGGGGACCUCCUGCGAGUUCCGCCUCCUGUCCAGAGAAGGCCCCGCCCACGACCCCAAGUUCCAGUACUGCGUGGCCAUGGGAGCCCACACCUUCCCCACCGUGAGUGCCCCCAGCAAGAAGGUGGCCAAGCAGAUGGCAGCCGAGGAAGCCAUGAAGGCUCUGCACGGAGAGGCCACCAGCUCAAUACCUCUGGACACCCAGCCCGGGGACACGAGCACAGAGCCCUUCGAUAACCUGCAGUCCGGGCUGCCCAGCAAGGUCCGGAGGAUCGGUGAGCUCGUCCGGUACCUGAACACCAACCCCGUGGGUGGCCUGCUGGAGUACGCCCGCUCCCACGGCUUCGCAGCCGAGUUCAAGCUGGUCGACCAGUCCGGCCCUCCGCACGAGCCCAAGUUCGUUUACCAGGCGAAAGUUGGGGGUCGCUGGUUCCCAGCCGUCUGCGCGCACAGCAAGAAGCAGGGCAAGCAGGAAGCGGCAGAUGCGGCCCUGCGCGUCCUGAUUGGGGAGAGCGAGAAGGCCGAGCGCAUGGGUUUCACAGAGGUAACCCCAGUGACAGGGGCCGGUCUCAGAAGAACUAUGCUCCUCUCCAGGUCCCCAGAAGCACAGCCAAAGACACUCCCGCUCAGCGGCAGCACCUUCCACGACCAGAUCGCCAUGCUGAGCCACCGCUGCUUCAACGCGCUCACCAACAGCUUCCAGCCCUCGCUGCUCGGCCGCAAGAUCCUGGCCGCCGUCAUCAUGAAGAAGGCCUCCGACGACCUGGGGGUGGUGGUCAGCCUGGGCACAGGGAACCGCUGCGUGAAGGGGGACUCGCUCAGCCUGAAGGGGGAGACGGUGAACGACUGCCACGCGGAGAUCAUCUCCCGGCGAGGCUUCAUCAGGUUCCUCUAUAGCGAGCUGAUGAAGUACAACCCCCAGACAGCAAAGGAGAGCAUAUUCGAGCCUGCGAGGGGCGGAGAGAAGCUGCAGAUAAAGAAGAGCGUGUCAUUCCAUCUGUACAUCAGCACGGCCCCGUGUGGGGACGGCGCCCUCUUCGACAAGUCCUGCAGCGACCGCGCCGUGGAGAGCUCCGACUCCCGUCACUACCCCGUCUUCGAGAACCCCAAACAGGGCAAGCUGCGCACCAAGGUGGAGAACGGGGAAGGCACGAUCCCAGUGGAGUCCAGCGACAUCGUGCCCACGUGGGACGGCAUCCGGCUGGGGGAGCGGCUGCGCACCAUGUCCUGCAGCGACAAGAUCUUGCGCUGGAACGUGCUCGGCCUGCAGGGGGCACUGCUGACCCACUUCCUGCAGCCCGUGUACCUCAAGUCUGUGACGCUGGGUUACCUCUUCAGCCAAGGGCAUCUGACCCGUGCCAUCUGCUGCCGUGUGACGAGAGACGGGAGUGCCUUCGAGGACGGACUGCGGCCCCCCUUCAUUGUCAACCACCCCAAGGUCGGCCGAGUCAGCGUGUAUGACUCCAAACGGCAGUCGGGGAAGACCAAGGAGACGAGCGUCAACUGGUGCCUGGCGGACGGCUACGACCUGGAGAUCCUGGACGGGACCCGGGGCACGGUGGACGGGCCACGGAACGAAUUGUCCCGGGUCUCCAAAAAGAACAUUUUCCUCCUGUUUAAGAAGCUCUGCUCCUUCCGGUACCGCAGGGAUCUGCUCAGACUGUCCUAUGGUGAGGCCAAGAAAGCCGCCCGAGACUACGAGAUCGCCAAGAACUACUUCAAGAAAAGCCUGAAGGACAUGGGUUACGGGAACUGGAUCAGCAAGCCUCAGGAGGAGAAGAACUUCUACCUCUGCCCCGUGUGAGGGGCCAGGGACGGGGGACACCGGCGGGCUGGAGCUCUCCUCGGCGUGUCUGUCUGGAGUCGUUCCGUUUCCUCUUUCUUUUCCUGGUGGAAGCGCUCCCGAGACACCGGGAACUGUGGUGUCCCCGUGCCCUGCUUCUGCCAGGAGCCAGGCCCGCCCGCCCACCUGCCCCCUGCCGUCUCCACCGGGAGGGAGGCGCGUCCGUCCCCUCUCGCCCACCACGUGAGCCCCCCCCCCCGCUCAGGCCCGCUUUGGUUUCUGCUUCCACCCCGUGUUUGCCACACCCACGUCUCGGCCUCUGGGUCAGGCCGGGCCGCGUCGCGUCCAGUCAGGGCUGGAGGCCUCUGUCUCCCUCUGCCCUUUGGGAUUCCCUCCUUAUGAUUGUUCCGUUUCUCCUUUCCUCCGCAAGAGCGAGUGGUGACUGUCAUUCGGUGAACAGGUGUGAGAACAGGAGCUGACGCGCGCUCGGUUCAUCGCCAGGCGGGGCCCUCGGGACCCGCAGGGGGCCCUCAGCGACCUUCGGGUCUUGCACUUUAGCCAGCGGGGGGGCUGGGCGGCAGGGAGGGCUGGCCUCGGACGCGAGCCCACAGGAGCCCCGCAGGGUCAUACCAGCCGCCCCGCCACGCACACUGGCCUUGUGGGACCACCGCCCCCGCCGUCCUCCGGAAGCAUUCCUGGGGGGUGUCCUGCUGGCGGGGACACAGACCCCAAUCCCCGGCAGGGAGAGGUCCUGCACUGCGAGUCCCCUCUGCCCCGAUAAUCAGGCCUGAGGACGGGCGGAACAAUCGCGCCGGGCCAGGUCCCCGCGCCAGGUCCCUCCCUCAUGACUGUGACACCAGGGGGAAUUGGCCGAAUCAUGGGCGUGUUAGUUUUUAAAAACUUCAUAAAUGUUGAUUCUUAACUGCUACAGAAAGCCUAGAAGUACACAGAUUUUAAAAUCGGAUUUAGUUUUUCAUUUACCCAAGACUUCUGUCUGCCGGAGAGCUCCAGAAGGGCAGGACUCGGGCUGUCGGGGGUGGGGGGUUUUUGCAGAGUUGACGCCCGACCCCAGUUGAAACCACAUGAGGUGGAAGGUUGUCUACACCCCCGGCCAGCUCCCUGGAGCGCGGCUCGCCCACACCAACCAGACCUGAGCCCACCUCUAGUGACCCCUUGGUCCUUGCCACCGUCCAGGCCCGGCCCUCUGGUGACCGCCCCCCACCUCACGCCCCACUCACUGCUAACGAGGCAGCCCGUCCGGACCCGUCUCCCGCAGUACGUACCAACACACUCACACUCCGUUCCUGUGGCCACUAUUCCCUCUGUGCUUCUGACCAAAAAUUGACCAAAAUUUAAACAAAAAAACAAGUUUUUUAGAAGGCUACUAAAGAAGUCUGAGGAACAGCCAAGUGUCCCAAGGAGCUGGGCGGGACCCGGGGCCUGUGUUCGGGGGGCAGGGCCCGGCCCCCAGCGCGCCCCACCUCAAGGCAGCUGGAGGGUCUCGGAAUGGGAGCCCCAGGGUCAGCCUCUGCUGCAGGAAGGGGGCCCGCGUGCUCUACUUUCUUGUCUGCUCUUUGUUUUUAGCAACCAGGACGCCCUUCUUCCUUUUUUUAAAUGGUCUUUGUAGUUGAUUUGUCCAAACUGUGGCUAUUGUGCAUCCUCUGAAUAAUCACUUGUGAAACCGUCCUGCUCGAAGCUACUUCCUUGACUCACACGAGUGACUGUGCAGGUCUGGGUCCUGGUGCGGCUCCAGGAGCAGGUGGGAGGGGCCCAGGCACGGACUCGGCGCGGGGGGGGGGGGGGGGGGGGCUGCCCUGGGGCCUCGAUUCGGCUUUGAUGUGUCCCUUGACAACCGUGACUAACCAUAUACAUUCCUCAGAAAUAAAGAGAAUCUGAAUUGUUA
Mustela lutreola (European mink) is the source of this 5479-nucleotide messenger RNA. RefSeq names its product adenosine deaminase RNA specific (gene ADAR). Gene Ontology annotation, biological process: RNA processing; adenosine to inosine editing. Gene Ontology annotation, molecular function: double-stranded RNA binding; tRNA-specific adenosine deaminase activity; double-stranded RNA adenosine deaminase activity. Gene Ontology annotation, cellular component: cytoplasm; nucleolus. NCBI's taxonomy places the organism in Eukaryota, Metazoa, Chordata, Mammalia, Carnivora, Mustelidae. The transcript has 16 exons. Bases 106 to 3597 code for a protein of 1163 amino acids. The record is from RefSeq and is a predicted model, not a curated record.